GUUCUCCCUGCCGCUGGAGGGGUCGCCCUGCGCCUGUUGGGGCUGCGCCUGAGAGCAAGGCCGCGCCUGCAGCCAUGUCGGGCCGCUCGGUGCCACAUGCCCACCCGGCCACCGCCGAGUACGAGUUUGCUAACCCGAGCCGCCUGGGUGAGCAGCGCUUCGGAGAAGGCCUCCUGCCAGAAGAGCUCCUGACUCCCACCCUGUACCACGGCUAUUAUGUUCGACCCCGGGCCACCCAAGCUGGGGAGGGCAGCAGGGCAGGGGCCUCGGAGCUCAGGCUCAGUGAAGGCAAGUUCCAGGCUUUUCUGGACGUGAGCCACUUCACCCCAGAUGAGGUGACCGUAAGGACAGUAGACAACCUGCUGGAGGUGUCUGCGCGGCACCCCCAACGCCUGGACCGCCAUGGCUUUGUGUCCCGGGAGUUCUGCCGCACCUAUGUCCUGCCUGCUGAUGUCGACCCCUGGCGGGUCCGCGCUGCUCUCUCCCACGAUGGUAUCCUUAACCUGGAGGCGCCCCGUGGUGGGCGGCAUUUGGACACAGAGAUCAAUGAGGUCUACAUCUCCCUACUCCCAGCGCCUCCUGAUCCAGAUGAAGAGGAAGAUGCAGCCAGAGUUGAACCCUGACUGCCACAGCCCCAAGCACCAGCAAAUCCCUUUCUACUUCCCAUGGCAUGAUGCUGACAGCCCUAGAGGUAGCAGCAUCCUUGGGGGGGGGGGGGAGGUAAGGGUAAUGGCUUGGUCUGCCGUGUAUUGUUUGGUCCCUUGGGACGUGUUAUAGCCUUUGGCUUAGUUCUGGCAGAGUUGAAUAAACCCAAGACUCAGGGC
This is a messenger RNA of Elephantulus edwardii (Cape elephant shrew), 824 nucleotides long. It is a transcript of the gene HSPB2, whose product is annotated as heat shock 27kDa protein 2. Gene Ontology annotation, molecular function: protein folding chaperone; structural constituent of eye lens. NCBI's taxonomy places the organism in Eukaryota, Metazoa, Chordata, Mammalia, Macroscelidea, Macroscelididae. The record is from RefSeq and is a predicted model, not a curated record. The coding region runs from base 75 to 623 and encodes 182 amino acids. The transcript has 2 exons. Gene Ontology annotation, biological process: response to heat; protein refolding.